Molecule: messenger RNA, 1704 nt
Organism: Eucalyptus grandis
Lineage: Eukaryota; Viridiplantae; Streptophyta; Magnoliopsida; Myrtales; Myrtaceae
Product: TMV resistance protein N-like
Exons: 5
Coding region: 1-1704 (567 amino acids)
Biological process (GO): defense response; signal transduction
Molecular function (GO): ADP binding
Source: RefSeq, a predicted model, not a curated record
AUGGCGAUCUCAGAGGCCGGAUCAAGUAGUGAUGCUGCACUAGCAUCACGAGGCGAGUACGAUGUGUUCCUGAAUUUCAGAGGAGAGGACACUCGCUAUGGAUUUACAGACUUCCUCUACCACAGCUUGAAUGAUGCAAGAGUCCACAUGUACAGGGACGAAGAAGAACUCCCUGUCAGUGAAGUGAUUAGCGAGAAACUUAAACAAGCUAUCGAGAACACCAUAAUCUACAUACCCAUCUUCUCUCAAACUUAUGCUUCCAGUAAAUGGUGCCUUCGUGAGCUAGCCCUCAUGGUUGAUAACGUGUCUAAGUUAGAGGGUCGAAAAAGGAUCCUUCCAAUAUUUUUUCAUGUGGAACCUGACAAUGUUAAACUUAAGAAAACACUGUAUGAAGCUGAUUUCAAGAAACAUGAGGAGGAUUUUCGUGAUGAAGUCGAGGCAUGGAAAGGAGCUCUUAGAAAGGUCCUUGGAAUUUAUGGAAUGGGUGGCAUCGGUAAAACAACUAUUGCCAAGGUUGUGUUCAAUCAACUAUGUUCCCAAUUUGGAAAGUGUUGUAGCUUCCUUGAGAGCAUUCGAGAAAGGUCAACCAAGGAGGGCCUAGUCCAAUUGCAAAACAAAUUACUAUAUGACAUUGUUGGUUCUGAAUCUGUAAGAAAAGUCGAGGAUAGUGAAGAAGGAAUGAAGAGGAUUGAAGAAAUACUUAGCAAUAAGAAGGUCCUUGUGGUUCUGGAUAAUGUUGAUAAGAAAGACUACAUUAAGAAACUAAUAGGAAAUUCCAAACUAUAUCCAGGAUCUAGGAUAAUCAUUACAACAAGAGACACAACUAUUCUACAAGUUGAGGGAUUUGAAUUUAAAAUUCAGCAGUAUGAGAUGUUAAAGAUGGAUGAUGUUCUUGCUCUUCGGCUUUUUUGUUGGCAUGCCUUUGGUAGGGACUUUCCUUUUCAUGAUUAUCGUGAGCUUUUGAGUAAAAUUGUCUCAUUAUUGGGAGGGUUGCCCUUAGCUAUUGAAGUGUUAGGUUCAUUACUUAAGGAGACGAAUGAAGAAGAAUUUUGGGAAGAGACAUUGGUCAGGUUAAGGGAAGCACCUGAGGAAGCAAUUCUAGAGAAGUUGAGGAUUAGCUAUGAUAACCUAGACAAAUAUCAACAACAAAUUUUUCUCGAUAUAGCAUGCUUCUUUUUCAAUGAGAAGAAGACCGAUGCAAUGUACAUGUGGGUUGAUUGUCUAUUUUAUCCAAAAAGAGGAAUUGAAGUCCUUACCACAAGGUGCAUGAUAAAGAUAUUGGAGGAUGAAACGUUUUGGAUGCAUGAUCAACUAAUAGACCUUGGAAGGCAAAUUGUCAUUCAAGAGAGUCCAAAUGCCCUUAGAAAGCGGAGUAGGUUGUGGAUUGCAAAGGAGGCCCUCGAAGUCAUAAAAACUAAAGAGUAUUUGGUAGUUGACAAUCUUCUUCACAUCAUUGCAAAAUUUAAUUUCCAGAGGAAGGACAAGGUUGAAGCGCUUAUAUGGAUGGACCGGAUUACCCUGUGGGUGGACAAUAUGCAUUUGGAUCAUCUUGUUGUUUUUAAACUUGAUGCCAGUGGCUUCACAGAUGAUUCAAAAGCAUGGAACUUGAUCAAGAUGCUUGGGUUUAGAGAGGUUGACUCUUAUAGCCUGCUACGAGCUAAAGAGAAUAGAAAGGUUUACUGGACAUCUACAGUCAUUAAUUGA